Messenger RNA from Fundulus heteroclitus (mummichog), 2497 nucleotides. RefSeq lists its product as uncharacterized. The record is from RefSeq and is a predicted model, not a curated record. The transcript is spliced from 10 exons. The coding region runs from base 248 to 1900 and encodes 550 amino acids. NCBI's taxonomy places the organism in Eukaryota, Metazoa, Chordata, Actinopteri, Cyprinodontiformes, Fundulidae.
AUGAUAAGAAAGAAGAAGAAGGAAACAGCUGACGCGUUGCUACACUGUUUUUAGCUGUAUAUAAAAUACAUCCAGCUGCCAUUGAUUUGCAGCGUUUGCUUUCGUCCAAAGGGGUUUUAAUAUGAGGCGGUGAUUGGAAGCAACACAAGCUGUUUGUGUCAAAAUAAUAGCGGUAAAUCCAGAAGGCGUUUGAGAAGCUGUACCAGAAUAUUAGCGGUAAAUAUUUGACGAUCAGAGGCCUUUUGAAAUGGACGUGAGCAUCGCUGUGUCGCUGAUCCGGGGCCAGAUGGGCACAGUCGUGGAGCGAGCGGUGAACACGGCGGUGGAGACGGUGCUGGCUGAAAUGCUCAGAGUGGUUGGAGUGAAGUUCGAGGAGCUGAAAGCUCAAGUGGUGUUGAUGAAGAGGAAUGUCAUUACACUGCAGAGGGAGAAGGCCCUGAAGGAGAAGGAGAACGACAACAUUCGAGCCAAGCUGCGCUACACUGAGCUGAAGCUCAAGUACUAUAGGCAGGGCGUGGAGGAAGAGCUGCAGCAGAGAGCAUCGGCCUCCGCGCUGGUUCGCAUCCAGCCUCCCGCCUUUACCCGGAUGCAGAGUGGUGAGGCCAGCGUCUCGGCUACACAGGGGCCUUUGUUACGUUCAGCUCACAAAUCUGCAGAGGAAGCACUAUUUAGGAGCAGCCAAGAAUGCACCUCUUCAGAUAGCACGAGCAGACAAGCAGCCAGAGUUAGCUUUCCUUCAGAUGGGGCCAGCUCAGACUCAUCAGAACUGCUGCUUCCAGCCACACUUAGUGUGAACAUGUCUGCCGAGUCUCUGGACAGCAGUGCAGUUUUAUUUAGUCAUUCGGAGCGUGACGCACCUCAGAGGGAGGAUGUAGAACCGGAUGUGGAAUGGACCAUCACCAUGCAACCUCAAGCAGAAAGAUCUGCCGAGGCUUCUCCUUCUGUUAGGACGCUGACGUUGUCAGGACAACAGACAGCGCCUGUCCCACUGUCCCUAGAGGUUUCUUCUCAGGCUGACAGCUCCAUGCUGCCCUCUUCUGCCCUAGAGGUGAAGCAGGAGGUCCAGCAGGAAGAGGAGGAGGUGAUCUGUAUUAAGGAGGAGCCUGCAGAGGAGCAGCAAGUAAUGACCACCCUGCUGCUGGACUGCCAGGUGGAACAGUGUCGAGCCCCAGAAUCUGAGGCUCAAAGGUUGGUGAUGGAGCCAACAAGACCGUCAGCAAACACGAUCAUCCCUAGUUCCAAUUUUAGCCCAGAUGGGCCCUGCAUCUAUGCACUGCCUCAGUUGGUUGGCUCAUUGCCCUCUACUACAGCCAUGCAGUCCAGUUUGCUGCCCCGCCAGGCAGUGCGGCCCUGGGCCAAAGACCUGAGUCUUUAUGAAGAAUACAAACUGCGGCGGAACGAGCUGCGGAGGAGAAACCUGAACAGACGCAGGGAGCUGGAGAAAAGUUUGCCUCAACCACUGCUGGCAGACCUGGUGCGUGAGCGUCGAGAAAAGACCAGAUUGAGGGUAGCAAGAUGGAGAGCAAAGAGGAAGCUCCAGGCCUGUCUGAACCAGACUCAGGCUCACGGGGGCGCUGCAGUUGUCACUCAGGCUGGUGUUCCUGUCAGCAGUCAGCUUCAGCAGCACAGACCUACUUGUGCUCCCAGCAGCCAGCAGAGACACAACUCAGUAGCUCCUCCCGCCAACAGCUUCCUCAGCAACGUUUCUGCAAACAGCAUCCCCUCCAUCCUACCGGCCGGCACUUCCUCCUCCCUGAUCCUGCGAGGCCCCAACGUAGUCCCACAUGAGCAUGCAGUGACAUCAUCAUCAUCAUCAUCAUCAUCAUCAUCAUCCUCCUAUGAUCGGGUCAGCCAGUCCCCACAGAGCAUCAUACUGACAGAUGUACAUAUAUCACAGUGAACCUCAUUUGAAAAAAACAGCACAGUCCGCAUUCCAGCAUGAAGUUAAUUUCAGGCUUAAUAAAAGGUUGGGAGGCAGAGCAAAAUUACAAGCACCAUAACCACACACGAAGGAAAAGAAUACAACACCAAUUCCAGCCAGAAUCUGAGAUUCAAAGCAUGCAAAAUAAAAUGUCACACAUUUAACAAACAUGUUUCUAAUCCUAUGAUGAGUAGAUUAGCUGGUGCACAGGUGAACUCUGAAGUUGUUUUAUUAGGAAUCAGUUCAUGUAUUCAGAAAGCAUCACUAAUGUUGCUCUAGAGCAGUGAUCCUCAAUUCGUGUCCUCAACGGACAACCAAAAGUCCUGCAACUUGUAUUUGUUACUCUGCUUCAACACACCCGAGUCAUAGAAUCAGGUCAUUAGCAGGACUCUGACCACAGAACUUGACUGCAGAUUGAAGAAGGACUUCAGCCAUUUGAUGCAGGUGUGUUGGACCAGAGACACGUCAAAAAUUUGCAGGAAAUUGACCCUUGAGGACCGGAAUUGUGGACCGCUGCUCUAAAUUCUCAGUGUUGAGGUAAUAAAGUUCACUUCAAUAAAUAUUGUGUUCUUCAAA